AUAUUGUGUAUUGAAUCAAAAAAAGGAAAACCCAUUUUCUCAAGCAACAUAUAAAAAAAUUGCAUCAUUUUCUUGCCUAACUUUUUUUUUUAAUCCCAUCCUAAUCACCCCUUUUGGAAUCUUGUUUACUCAAUCAUAUUCUUUGCUUCAAAAUUAUUGUUUUUUCAUUGAUUGAUUCAAAACAUAUCUUAAUUCUUAAACCCUAUUUGAUAAAUCACAUACAAUUAUCAAUUGUUUGAUAGUGUUUUGUCAUUACUGUGUGUGUAAUAGAGACUUUUGACCUUUUUUUUAUAUUUUAAAUUAUUGAUUUUUAUGUGAUAUAAUUAAUGAGUAGGAGGUAAGGUGGAAGAGUUUGGAGGAUUCAUUGAUGGCGGAUUUGAUGGGAUCACGGGCUUACUGCUGCUUCAAGUGCCAGAACCUUGUUGCUUUUCAUGAUGAUAUUGUUUCUAAAGAUUUUCAGGCAAGCAAUGGAAGAGCAUUUCUGUUUUCUCACGCGAUGAACAUAUUUUUGGGAGCGAAAGAAGAUAGAAACCUUAUGACUGGUCUUCACACAGUUGCUGAUGUUUAUUGUUCUGAUUGUGGAGAAGAGCUUGGAUGGAAAUACAUUAAAGCUUUUGAAGAAACACAGAAAUAUAAAGAAGGAAAGUGUGUGCUUGAGAAGUUCAAGAUUGUUUUGGGAAAUGGGUAGUAAACAAAAUUGAUUUUAACAAUUGUUUAUGGGGGAAUUCCACAAGUGCAAUAGUUGUCUUAAUUGUGAAUGUUUUUAGUGUGUAAAUGUUGCUUGUUCGGAAAGAAAGAAAAAAAGUUAAUUCGUCGAAUACCGGCCGAAAUCGGUAUUAACGAGAUUUUACUUAUCUUUCGGCCGAACUCUGAAUUAUUAGGGCUUCUUUAAAAUAAAGUUGUUAAAUGAUUUCUCCCCUAAUGUGAACAGUUGAAUGGUCCUUGUCGUAUUGUACAAAAGAUUCUUUUCAAGAAAAUUACAAGUAUCAUUUAUUAGUCUCGUGCAGAAGGUUUGGCAAAUA
Messenger RNA from Vicia villosa (hairy vetch), 1022 nucleotides. Its product is annotated as protein yippee-like At4g27745. NCBI's taxonomy places the organism in Eukaryota, Viridiplantae, Streptophyta, Magnoliopsida, Fabales, Fabaceae. The record is from RefSeq and is a predicted model, not a curated record. Bases 368 to 688 code for a protein of 106 amino acids. The transcript is spliced from 2 exons.